UCGAUAAAAUUUCUCUACGUCAAUGUCGACAAUCGUCAACGUUAACAUUACAAGUGUUUAAAGCAAAUAACGUAAAUAAUAAGCAAUAAGCAGCAUAUAUUUGCAUGCUCAAUAGAGACACGAUCUAACAAAAACGGAGUUUUAUUUGAUUGCUGUUCACACGUGAAAGUCACACGUUAAAUCAUAAAAACGAAAUGAGAGCUAUAUUGAUAUUCAACCAUUUAAACGAUGUGUUGUUUGUAAAGUGCAAUAAAAAAUUUGCGAGCCACAUUCUAAAGCUGGCGAGGAUGCAGGGACUCCUUAAUGACGUUAAGUGUAAUAAUGAGUACCUCUUGUAGGAUACCAUGGACUUGGAAAAUUCUAUACCAAAUCCCAACAUCAUAAUGCAGUUGUUUUCACCCAUAGUUACCUCGCAACAUGUAAUGGCUUCACAAUUUGGAAACUCCUAUACUUCUAUGAAAUUCCAAGAUGGAACAAACAUGGUGUUCGAUGAGUAUAUUGGCUAUACUUUCAUACAUAUCGCUGCAAAAGAGGUAGAACUUAUGAGACGUACAUUGGGAGUAUGCGUAUCCAUUGUACGAUAUGUGUGUGGUCCAGACAUUGCAGUAUUAAAAACCAACUGGCAGAAGAUGUGUCUAGUGUCUUUUCUGCUAGAUGCAUGGUCUGAAUUAAGAAAUUGCGAACAAGGUAUGUUGACAGAAGCAGUGGAACAGUUGUCCGUGAAUGCGGAAGUGGCGUCCUCGGUCCUUAAAGUAUUGCACGAUACUUGCGACAAACUUAAAAAUUCACAGCCUGAAUUCAGCAACUUGCACUUGUUGCUCCUGGUGGGAUCCAAGUUCUUAUCACUGUAUUCCAGCAAGAACGCUCAUGAUCUGUGUGCUUCAGACAUUCUGUUAAUGAUCUUGCUGUGCUGGGUGGUGAAUAAAAAACGAAAAUACAAUCGAUCAGAAAAUAACGAUGAUUGCUAUGAUAGUGACAUCUUGUUACCAGAGACCAGUGCUUCAAGAAGUGAUGAAACAAAAUUGAAUUUUGGAGCUAAGCUGGCCGCUCCUACUUCAGAGGAUAUUACGGAUCUCUUUAGAGGUUCCAGGGAAUCGUCUGUGAAUGAGGGCCUCUCAUCCUUAACCGACGAUAAUCUCUACAGCCAAUCGUUUCUUCUUGGCUGUCAGCAUAAUUAUAUGGCUAAUGCAGUUCACAUUUUUGAGUUAUCAGACUCCAUUAAUUUGAUAACAAUCGUCGAAGCUACGAAUCUUUCCAUUUCCUCAGGAUUAUGUGAUAGUUUUCAUUAUUUAAAUCUGAUAAAUAAUCUACAGUUUCAACGGGACAUUGAUGAAUUAAAGCCAGCCUUUGAAAAUCUUGAUAUAGCAAUUAAAAAAGUACUGGAAGGAAUUAAAAAGAAUCGUUCGAACGUCGGAAACGAUGUCGAUAUGUGCCAGAAAAGAUUACAGACCAAAUGGGACUUUUUCCGUAAAAAGUACAACGAUCUUUUACGUUCAAGAGAUCCUGAAGUAAUUCUGCAAAUCGAGGCCAAUACUUCUGGUUUCAUAGAAACUCUGAAAGAACUAUUGCGUCUGACCUGUUUUGAUAGAAACUUCCUAAAACAAGGAAUUGAUGUUUUAACAACAGUUGGCAGGCUCGUGAGACAAAAGUUAAACGAUUUCAGUGAUUUUUUGAAAGUCAAAUCCCUGAAGAACUUCACGUUAGGAUCAAGAACUUCCCUAACUAUCAACAAGUAUCUUGAGGAAUUUCCAGGUUUAGUACAUUUCAUUUACAUCGACAGAAGUACUCACAGACUAGUAGCACCCACACUGGAUUUCACAAGCACAGAAACGCUUGCUCUUACAAUGAAAAAAAUUUGGAACAUGGUCGAGCAAAGCAGAAUGCAUUUACAAGAAGGACAUUUAUCAGUUAUGUGGAAGGACACUACAUUCAAUUAUUCUUACUUUCUAUGGUUUGAGGACAGUUCGGGAUGUUCACCACCGAAAUGUAAAGUCUAUCUUAACUAUGUCAUGAAAAAUUUUCCAGUACCAGGCAUACUUUGCGGAGAUUAUUACAGAAAAUUAACCGAAACAUGUUUUCCUAAACUCUCGCCAAACAAAGUACGAAUUUAUGAACUAUACUGCGUACACUUGGGGCUGACCACGUCGACUUGCGUCCUGGAACAUUCCCGUAGAUUGGCAGCCACCAUCUGGGAAGUCACCGGGGUGCCGAACAAUCUUGCCGAUAUAUUCUAAAAUUGCAUCCUUUCAAAAGUAUUCAUCGGCUUGGUAGAUUUUCAACUUGAUUAUCUAAAUCUUUUGAAUUUUAUUUCGUUAGAUUUUCACAGUCUUAAUUUUAUUAAAUUCUCUAGGAGUAUCUUUUAAGGUAUUUAAAUAUCUGUGAUAUUUAGAUUGUUAGAUUUUCUUUCUUAUAUUUUUCUACAACUUUUAUAUUUCUUUACUUUUCAUGAUUGAAUUAUUUUUCUUUCUCUUUUUACAGGUCUCGUACAAACUUUUCUUUAAAAAUUAUCCAAAAAAUGUAAUAGAAAUGCACAAUUACAAUUGUGACAUUUCACAAAUUUAAUAUUUCCAUAUUAACUAAUAUAAAAUACAAAUGUCAAUAACGAUAAUAGAUUAACAAUAGGAAACUUCCAUUAUUUAAAAUAUAUUUCCUUUUUAUCAAUGCUAUGUAUAUCCUGUUUGCAGUAAAAAAUUAACUAGGAUAUUAAUUAUAGAAUUGUUGUUAUCAAUUGUUUUAUUUAUACAACACAAAAUGAAACAACAAUCAUUUUGUCUUUUAUUUACAAAAUAUCUUUAAUAAUUAGUGCAUAUUAAUUAAAAAACUUAUACAUUUUGUAAUAUAUGUUUAAACUUCAUACAGAUAUUUAAUGGCACAAUAAACAAUAUAAAUCAAAUGACAAACAUGAAAUAA
Messenger RNA from Monomorium pharaonis (pharaoh ant), 2910 nucleotides. RefSeq names its product Hermansky-Pudlak syndrome 1 protein homolog (gene HPS1). Gene Ontology annotation, biological process: vesicle-mediated transport. Bases 345 to 2234 code for a protein of 629 amino acids. Lineage: Eukaryota; Metazoa; Arthropoda; Insecta; Hymenoptera; Formicidae. Gene Ontology annotation, molecular function: guanyl-nucleotide exchange factor activity. The transcript is spliced from 8 exons. Gene Ontology annotation, cellular component: BLOC-3 complex. The record is from RefSeq and is a predicted model, not a curated record.